Molecule: messenger RNA, 1545 nt
Organism: Rasamsonia emersonii CBS 393.64
Lineage: Eukaryota; Fungi; Ascomycota; Eurotiomycetes; Eurotiales; Trichocomaceae
Product: Ion transporter
Exons: 5
Coding region: 1-1545 (514 amino acids)
Source: RefSeq, a predicted model, not a curated record
AUGGUAGUCGGUUUAUCACAGUCAAUUUCAUCCCAUCUGUUCGACGAUGAAGAACUUGAAGUGCCCCUAAUCGACAAUAAUGAGUCGCUCCCUGAGGUUGUCCGGAAACUUUCCAGGUAUAUCAUCGCCGCAAUUUCAGAUGUGCCUUGUACGUUCGACCAGAUGAGAUCGUCCUUUCUUGGACAACGGCUCCGGCCACUGAUACACUCUCUAUCGGAGAACGUGCACAACCCAUCUAUCGUUUGUUCUCUGAUGAUACUCAAAUGGCAAUUUGACAACGUCCCUGACGAUGAACUUGGUCUCAACGAGAGCCGGGGAUACGCUUGCGAAUUCGUCGCAUGGCAAUUCCUCUCGUCUCUCUCGUAUCGAGAAACCAUUGAUUUUCUCCUACAAGAGCUCCCUGGUCCAAGGAAAGAUUCAUUAACCGUCUCUGAAGCGGAGAGGGGCUCAUCUGGUUUCGGUGCGUCUGAGGAAGAUCCAGGAUAUAGAGCCGCGCACGAGAGAACUCCUCUCCUUUCUAGUUCAGCUUCCUCCCCUCAUGGCAUUUUCGGCGCCAGUCGAAAGAGAGAACAUGACCAUAACCGAUUAGGUGACACGGAAAGCACAUUUGAGGAUUAUUGCACUGACGAGCAAUAUUCGCUAUUUUAUGGGCUCAAUGCGUUGGAAAUUGCGGCGAUUGCCCAUGCUAAGAAAUUCCUCAGUCAGAAAGUCGUCCAGCGGAUCAUUGAUGAUAUCUGGAAUGGUGAAAUUGUCUUCUGGGAAACCCUAAGUGUGCACUCGAAGAAAACGCCACAGAUACUCAACAAAAAGACCGUGGAUCCGUAUUCUCGCCUCAGGGUGCCAAUAUACCGAAAGGCAUUCGAAGCAGCGUUUUUUGUAUCUUUCCUGGUCCUCUACUAUGCAGUGUUGGUGGAGCGUGAUCCAACCAGGAUCAGCCCGCUGGAAACUAUGAUGUACAUCUGGAUUGCUGCCUUUGCCUAUGAUGAACUCAGCGGCAUGACGGAUGCGGGAAUGCUCUUCUACCAGAUGGAUUUUUGGAGCCUUUGGAAUCUCGGGAUUAUUGGGACCGGAAUUGCCUUCGUUGUUGCCCGUGAGUCAUCGCUCCUUGCAAAUUUGCCUUGCUUGUCACCGCCAUUAUCACUGUCCUUCCCGACUGAAUUGAUUGUCGUUUCAUGUGGCUCGGUUUGGUUCGAGGCGCAAACAGCUGAUGCAGACGAUCCAGGAAUCGUGGGUCUGGCAAAGCAGAACGACUACAUCACAGACCUCUCUUUUGACAUUCUAUCUUUGGAGGCACUUUUUUUGGUUCCCAGCCUCUGUGUCCUACUUUUCAUGGGUGCUGAUGCGGUGAGGCUUAGGAUCUGCUCGCUAGUGAGCUUGAAUCCAUACUUUGGAAGCCUAGUACGUCGGGUCCUGGAGAGCACAGCCUCCUGGUGUGCUAAGACAGCUAAUCUUCGCCGCCGUAGAUACCAGUGCUUAAGGAAAUGGUACAGUCUUCAUUGGGGCCUGCGCCUAGACCCCUGCUAUGAUCAUCAUGGUCCUGACUAG